GGGUGGGUUCGAAGGAACCCAGGCCUACUGGGUUUCGAGGGGAAAGAGAAGGGAAAGGGGAAGGAGAAAGGGAAAGGGAAAGGGAAAGGAGAAGGAGAAAGAAAAAGAAAAAAGAAAAAAAAAGAAAAAAGAAAAAAAUUUAAAUUUUAUUUUUCAUAAUAUUUUUUUAUAUUAUUAUUUUUUCCACAUCAUCACUUUUUGACUAUAUUAUCUUCCACGUGGAUUAUUAGAUGACAUGUCAUCGUGUUCCUACCCGUGUUUCUGCUCUUCUUCUUUUCUUCUCCCCUGCAACCCGAGAAGAGCCCCAGCCACCGCCACCCACUUCCGGCCAGAAACACCGGUAAAACUUGGGGAUUUCUCCCCCUUUUCUUGUUCUAGACCAGCUAUUAAACCC
Molecule: messenger RNA, 394 nt
Organism: Rubroshorea leprosula
Lineage: Eukaryota; Viridiplantae; Streptophyta; Magnoliopsida; Malvales; Dipterocarpaceae
Source: the annotation of a GenBank genome assembly